Molecule: messenger RNA, 243 nt
Organism: Clunio marinus
Lineage: Eukaryota; Metazoa; Arthropoda; Insecta; Diptera; Chironomidae
Source: the annotation of a GenBank genome assembly
AUGAUUUUGCAUAGUCUUACAGAGAGAAGAGAAUCGAAUUCUCCUUUAAAGGAGAGUGAAAGCUUUUAUUACAUGUUUUGUCUUCGUCACACCUUUGAAUUGCGCAAGACUUCAAAUCUUCAUAGACAGGGCCGUGGUAGUUUAUUUUGUUGUUGUUAUCCUAGGGAGAAUAAUGAAACAUUUACUGAAUACAGCUUCCAACACUUCAUGAUUCAUCUUAAAAUUAAAAGUGCUAAAAUUUAA